AUGGGGAUCGUGCAAUUUCCGCAAGAGUGCAUGAAAGUCUCCCCGAAUGCGGAUCAAUCCAAGUAUUGCAGAUUCCAUAGGCAGGUGGGCCAUGAUACCGAUGAAUGCAACAUGUUAAAACACCAGAUUGAGGAGCUCAUCCAGAGGGGAUACUUCAGACAGUUCGUCAAACGGUCAGGCCAGCAAAAGCCGGGCCAAAAGUCGAGCCAGCAACAACCUCCGCGUAGUUUACCAAAAAAUGUUUGGAAGAAGGAUGACAGCUCCGAACCGUCAUCCUCGAGUGGUAAGAAAAGGGAACACGACCAAGUUACAGUAACAGAUCUCUCUAACAAAGACACCGAAGAGCCCAGGAAACACAAGAAGCAGACCAUACACUUCAUCUACGGAGGUCCUGCAGGUGGAGACACACAAGCAGAGAGGAAGAAGUGGAGUCGCCAGUUAUAUGUAGGUGAAGUGGUCAGCCUUCCAAAGGGAAAAAAGCAGAGGAGGGAAGCCAUUACCUUCUCUGACGAUGACCUCCCAGAAGGUCCACUGCCUCACCGAGAUGCGUUGGUGAUCAAGAUGGAGAUCAACGACAGCAUCGUGCAUCGCAUACUCGUAGACACCGGAAGCUCAGUCAACGUGAUGUACUACGACGCUUUCACCAAACUGGGACUCCCCAGAAAUCAACUCAAAGAGGUACGGACUCCACUUUCUGGUUUUACGGGGGAUUCAAUAGAGACGGAGGGAUCCGUGGUACUACCGGUAGAGAUUGGCGUGAGCCCCAACACCUCCAAGAUAAACAUGGAGUUCAUUGUUGUGAAACUCACAUGUGCCCAUAACAUCAUACUGGGGAGGCCAGCUCUGGAAGCAUGUGCCCAUAACAUCAUACUGGGGAGGCCAGCUCUGGAAGAAUGUGCCCAUAACAUCAUACUGGGGAGGCCAGCUCUGGAAGACCUGAAGGCUAACAUCAUACUGGGGAGGCCAGCUCUGGAAGACCUGAAGGCGAUAAUUUCGAUGGAGCACCUAUGCAUGAAAUUUCCCACGCCAUACGGGAUAGGAGUUGCGAGAGGAGAUCAAAGAGCAGCUCGUAGCUGUUACGUCAAAGCGUGCAAGAAAAUUGGACAGAAAGAUCUGCGGGUCCACACCAUCGCAGAAAAAGUGCUGAGAGAAGAGGAGGGCUGGCCCCGCGCCGAGCCUGCAUCUGAAACGGAAGACGUGGUGGUCGAUCCCGCGCGAGCAGAUAGGGUCGUAAAGAUUGGCACUGGAUUGGCACCAGAACUAAGAGCCCAGAUAGUCGAAGUCAUCCGACAGUUUAAAGAAGUUUUUGCGUGGGGUCCAGAAGACAUGCCAGAUAUCAAUCGAAACAUUAUAACCCAUAAGUUAGCCGUGGACCCUACCAAGAAACCAAUACAACAGAAAAAGCGAUACAUGUCGGCUGAACGGAGGGACUUUGUGAAAAACGAGGUGGUCGCGUUGACACAAGCAGGACAUGUCAAGGAGAUCUAUUAUCCCGAGUGGUUGAGCAACGUAGUCCUGGCCCCAAAAGGUUCCACGUGGAGAAUGUGCGUGGAUUAUACAGAUCUCAACAGAGCCUGCCCUAUGGAUCGAUUCCCCUUGCCAAACAUUGAUCAGCUGGUGGAUGAGACGGCAGGAUGCGAAUUGAUGAGCUUCAUGGAUGCCUUCCGUGGGUACCAUCAGAUAUUCAUGCAUGAGGAGGAUGCUGAGAAGACCGCGUUCACCACCCCAGAAGGCAUUUUUUGCUACUUGGUCAUGCCGUUCGGCCUCAAGAACGCAGGCGCAACUUACACCCGGAUGGUGGCCAAGUUGUUUGGGAAAGUGCUGGGACGAAACAUGGAGGCAUACGUAGACGACAUGAUUGUCAAGAGCCGUAGAGGUGUCUCUCAUGUCAAAGACCUUAACGAGGUAUUUUCUAUUAUGAGAAAUUUCAAUUUACGCCUGAACCCUAAGAAAUGCACGUUCGCAGUCAAUGGGGGCAAGUUUCUGGGAUUUAUGGUUACUAGAAAUGGGAUAGAACCAAACCCAGAAAAGGUAAAAACCAUUCUGGACAUGGAACCCCCGCGGUCCAUCAAAGAAGUCCAAAGACUCAAUGGUCGCUUAGCGGCUUUGGGUCGAUUUCUAUCUAAAUCGGCCGAACGAUCCCUUCCCUUCUUCCAGAUACUAAAGAAGAAUAAGGGGUUUGAAUGGACCCCAGAGUGUCAGUCGGCCUUCGAUGACUUGAAAAAAUAUUUGCUAUCCCCACCAUUGCUUGCAAAACCAGAGGCGGGUGAAACCUUACUCUUAUACCUGGGUAUAUCACAGGGUGCGAUCAGCUCCGUGUUGGUCAAAGAGGAAGGAGAGACUCAGCGUCCCAUUUACUAUGUGAGCAAGGCUUUACAUGACGCAGAACUAUGGUACACUGCCGUGGAGAAAACACUGUUUGCUGCGGUCACCGCCUCUAAAAGGUUGGCCCAUUACUUCCAAGCUCAUCCCAUCCAUGUACUCUCACAUCAACCAUUAGGGAGUUUCUUACGAAACACUAACUCUGCUAGGAUGGCGAGAUGGGCCAUGCACCUCAGCCAGUUCGACAUUGAAUUCAAACCAAGGCCCGCCAUCAAAGGUCAAGCCCUUGCAGACUUCAUAGUGGAAUGCACAGCCCGCGAGGUGACGGAGCAGGUGGAAAAUGAAGAUGGUAGAUGGUGGACCUUGUCUACGGAUGGCUCAUCCAAUAGUAAAGGUUGUGGGGGUGGAGUAGUGCUCAUCACCCCAGAAGGAUUCCGCGCUUACUAUGCAAUCAGGUUCCACUUCAAGUUAUCUAACAAUGAGGACUAUGCAAUCAGGUUCCACUUCAAGUUAUCUAACAAUGAGGCAGAGUAUGAGGCCCUCCUCAACGGACUGCGGUUAGCAGAGGCAGAGUAUGAGGCCCUCCUCAACGGACUGCGGUUAGCAGCAGCAGAGUAUGAGGCCCUCCUCAACGGACUGCGGUUAGCAGCAGCACUACAAGCAGAAAAAAUUCGCAUCCGAUGUGAUUCUAAGUUAGUGGUCGGUCAGGUGACUGGGGAAUAUGAAGCUAACGAAGGGAACAUGCAAAGGUACAGGGAUGCGGUGCUGCGAACCUUGCGAGAAUUCGAAGGGUAUGAAAUUCACCAAGUACCUCGAGAACAGAAUGCUGACGCUGACAUGCUCUCCAAACUAAGCACUGGGAUCCCCGGUCACAUUCGCAAGAUUGCUCGGGUUGAGGAUUUGGAGACAUCCAGCAUCGACAUCUCAUGGGUCUGCCCCGUGCAAUCCAGAGAGCCAUGUUGGAUUGACCACAUCACAAAGUACAAGAAGGAUGGCACUUUACCAGCUGACGAGCAAGAUGCAAAACUAGCAAGGUUGCGGGCACCCAGCUACGUGAUAUUGGAAGACAAGUUGUAUAAACGAUCCUAUAAUGGCACACUUUUGAAGUGUGUAUACCCUGACGAAGCAGAGUUGAUGAUGAGAGAAGUCCACGAAGGAGUGUGCUCCGCGCAUCAAGGAGCAUACACCAUAGCUCGACGCAUCAUGCUGCAAGGCUUCUUCUGGCCAAAGAUGUUGAAGGAUUGCGCAGAAUACGCCAAGCGAUGCCCUAAGUGUCAAGAAUUCCAGACAUUGCCAGGACGACCCGCGACCAACUACACUCCGGUGAGCACAGCAAUUCCAUUCUCAAGAUGGGGAGUAGAUUUGGUGGGAGCCCUGCCCACGGGCUCGGGAAGCCGGAAGUACAUUAUCGUGGCCAUUGACUACUUCACCAAAUGGGUGGAAGCUGAACCUCUGGCUAGCAUCACAACAGCCAGGUGUAAAAAGUUUGUAGAGAAGAACAUACUAUGCCGCUUUGGCAUCCCCAUCCAAGUAAUCACUGACAACGGACGUCAAUUCGAAGGCAGAGAGUUCUCAGACUGUUUGACGGGAUGGGGCAUCAAGCACAGCCGGGUGGCGGUGUCGUACCCACAGGCGAAUGGUCAAGUAGAGAAUGCCAAUAGAACCAUCCUUGAUGGUUUGAAGAGGAAAUUGGAAGCAGUUGGCGGGGCGUGGGUUGAGGAACUGGACAGCAUCCUUUGGACCUAUCGCACAACCCCAAGGAGGGCUACGGGUGAAACUCCUUUCGCAUUGAGUUACGGGUUCGAAGCUCGAGCUCCAGUAGAGGCGAUGAUACCAAUUAGAAGGAUGGAAGAAUACGAGGCAGAGCAAAAUGAGAUCCAACAGGGAACCGAUCUCAAUUUCAUAGAUGAAAGGCGAGAAGCUGCGUUCUGUAGGAUGGAAAACUACAACAGGCAGUUGAAGUCCUAUCAUGACGCCAAAGCUAAACCCAGGUACUUUCAAGUGGGUGAUUAUGUUUUGAGAAGAAGAGAAGCCAGUCAACCCUUUGAAGGAGGCAAGUUCGCGAAAAAAUGGGAGGGUCCGUACAUCGUUGACGAAGUGAUUCGCCCAGGAACUUACAAGUUGACGACAGUAGGUGGCAGGUUGAUUGAUAGGAUAUGGAAUUCAGAACACUUAACAAAGUUUUAUCAUUAG
Messenger RNA from Ipomoea triloba (trilobed morning glory), 4515 nucleotides. RefSeq lists its product as uncharacterized. The record is from RefSeq and is a predicted model, not a curated record. Gene Ontology annotation, molecular function: RNA-DNA hybrid ribonuclease activity; nucleic acid binding. Lineage: Eukaryota; Viridiplantae; Streptophyta; Magnoliopsida; Solanales; Convolvulaceae. Gene Ontology annotation, biological process: DNA integration. The transcript has a single exon. Bases 1 to 4515 code for a protein of 1504 amino acids.